This is a messenger RNA of Thermothelomyces thermophilus ATCC 42464, 600 nucleotides long. RefSeq lists its product as uncharacterized. The record is from RefSeq and is a predicted model, not a curated record. Lineage: Eukaryota; Fungi; Ascomycota; Sordariomycetes; Sordariales; Chaetomiaceae. The transcript is spliced from 6 exons. Bases 93 to 392 code for a protein of 99 amino acids. Gene Ontology annotation, biological process: mitochondrial electron transport, NADH to ubiquinone.
AGCAUAUUCAACAUCGCCAGCGCAUAUUCGACCGUGUCCGGGUGCGAAUUGGUAUAUUGAACCAAGAGCGACCAGAGAACACGCCGCCCAUCAUGUCCUCAAGACAGGCUGCGCUGUCGCUCUACCGCCGCUCGCUGAAGCUCGCCCUAGACUGGUCGGUACAGCGUCAUCUCUGGCGCGGCCAGGCUCUCUACAUCCGUUCGCUGUUCGAGAAGAAUCGGGAUGUCAGCGAUCCGAGAUUACAACGGGCGUUGCUAAAGGAGACCGAGAAGCUGCUGGAGAAGUGGAAACACCCGGACCCCUACGUCCACCCUACCGCUCCUGGAGGAUCGAAAUACGAGAGAAACCUCCCGGCGCCCCACCUGGAUCCUCCCCCCCCGCUCAAGUUUUGACGGGCUCUUUCGCGACGAAUCUCUUGUACAUAGGAAUUCGCAUAUAUCAAGGCAUGGGAAAGUCUGUGCGAUGCCGGGCUCAAAUGCACUUAUCAUCUUAAAGAGUACUAUGGCACUACUGGGUAAUCUGUGCGAUGCAAGAAUUUCGUAAGCGACAAGACUCUACGCGGUACCGUCAACGAGUCGCUUCCAAUGCAGACAUCAACUC